Molecule: messenger RNA, 1126 nt
Organism: Patella vulgata (common limpet)
Lineage: Eukaryota; Metazoa; Mollusca; Gastropoda; Patellidae
Exons: 1
Coding region: 199-1119 (306 amino acids)
Source: RefSeq, a predicted model, not a curated record
GAGACUAGUCAUUAUCGUAACUAGCCAUGCUUGAAAGUCAGCAUAUCUUCUAUAAGUUAACAACCCUUGCGGACGUACAUCGUUAUUGUGUAAGUGCCAUUUGUUCGGAACUAAUAAUUCUGUAAUUUAACACCGGAUCCUCACGUGUUUAACCUGGAUUCAUAUGUAAAACUAAUCUCAUUAUUAUAUUUAUUGGAGAUGGUUUCAGCAAUGAAAAUCAACAAUAAAUCAAAAGGUACAGGAUUUCAGACUACUGACCAUAACCAAAACGACACCAUCUUGGACAAAAGUUCCACUGGUUCGACGAAUAACAUCAAUGUAAAACAAUAUUUAUGUGUUCGCCAUAGCUUGCCUAAAACACAACUGAAAAACGCCAUAUUGUACGACAAUGUGAACGAAAACAAACAUCUGAGAAAAAGACUAUCGACGCUUCGGCGUCACCGAGAGAGGACGUCGCUGUAUCUGGAUAUCAAUAAAAGAUGUUUUGAGUCAGAACAGGAGAAGAAACAGAACAAGUGGAAACGAGAAGAUGAAGAAACGAUAGCUAGCUGGAAUCUGCCGGUUCUGGCACCGCCUCGUGGUAGUAACACACAGGCCAUCCCACAUGCUGAAACCAUUUAUUCGGUUCCCACCUAUAACAAAUCGCCAUCGUCGCACAGGAAACCAGUUCUUCCCAUGCUUUCCUUUAAACGAGAAAAGACAGAAAUAGUUACAAGAGGAGAUAAAACUUUCCUAGCCAAGCUACCAGAAGUAGUGGAAGUGGACUACAAAAAGUUAGAACACUACAAUUCUUACACUGGUAAAGUUAUCAACAAGACAUGGUCUGCCGAUCCUAGAUUCUUGUCUUUAGCAUCUAAUCUACAACCACUAGUGCUUCGUAAGCGAGAUGAGUGUCCGAUUGGAAAGGUUAUGUCCAAAAGCAAGGCAUCAAGAAUUUCGGAACGAUCGCCCAAUUUCUCUGUAAAUCGCCAACCGGCACAUGUCCAUAAACAAGUGGCCGUUGCGUCAAGGCGGUCAUCAUAUUAUGCUUCUACUCGUCCCAGGAGCCACGGUGGAACAGCUUCGAUCAUAAGUUCCACUGGAAAGAUGAACCGCACAUCAAGAGAUUUUACUCGUUAAUUGAACU